Messenger RNA from Amyelois transitella, 3456 nucleotides. Its product is annotated as STAM-binding protein-like A. Gene Ontology annotation, cellular component: endosome; membrane. The transcript is spliced from 9 exons. The record is from RefSeq and is a predicted model, not a curated record. Gene Ontology annotation, molecular function: protein binding; metal-dependent deubiquitinase activity; K63-linked deubiquitinase activity. Gene Ontology annotation, biological process: protein K63-linked deubiquitination. Lineage: Eukaryota; Metazoa; Arthropoda; Insecta; Lepidoptera; Pyralidae. The coding region runs from base 172 to 1410 and encodes 412 amino acids.
UUUUGGAUAAUCGUUUGAAUUUGCUUUUACAUUGUAAAAAUUCUCUUCAUUUUCAUCAGUCUUUUAAUUUUUUGAUAUAGCGAUACCAAUUUAUUCAUGACUUUGUUAUUCUAAAUAAUCCUCAGGCUAAUUAUAUUCUUGAUAAGUAUUAAGGUUAUACAGUAAAAACUUAUGAUGUCUGAAGAUAGACGAAGUAAGCAACCCAUUGAGCUGGCUUCUUUGGAACCAGGAGUGAGGGUGAAACAACUGGCAAACUACGGUACUAUGGUCGAAGUAGAUACUAACGUACCGCCGCGAAGAUACUUCCGUUCCGGUUUGGAGAUGGUCAGAAUGGCUAAUGUUUACCUCGCUGAAGGAAGUCUAGAGAAUGCAUACAUCUUGUAUAUGAAAUUCAUGACAUUAUUCCUGGAGAAGAUCCGUAAACACCCAGAGUAUGCUGCUGUGCCCGCACAAAUAAAAGCAGAUAAUCAAGCUAUGUUGAAGGAGGUUAUCUCCAAAGCAGAGAAAUUGAAACAGAAACUACUUGAUCUUUAUACCACUGAACAUGUGGAGUAUGUGCAAAAUGAGGGAAAGAGGCGGAAAGCUGAAGAAGAGAGAAAGAAGCAGGAGCGUGAUGACGCCAAACUGGCUGAGCGACUGCAAGCUGAUGAGAACAGGAGAGAUGGCCACUCUACUACACCACAUCUCAUGCACACGGAUCAAUGGGCGGUGUCGCCGUCGGCGCCGCCGGUGGACGGCGUGCUGUACCCCGACGACUUCGCGAGCUCGCCGCCGCGCGCGCCCGCGCACCACUACCAGCCCGCGCCGCCGCUCAUACCGCCCUCCAGGCCGCAUCAUGAGAGUGGAAUAACGUCAGUAUUGCCGCCUCUUUCGGCGUCGCAGCGCGUGCGCACGGUGGUGGUCCCCGCGGGUCUGUUGCAGCGCUUCCUGGCGCUUGCGGCGGCGAAUACGGCGCGCAAUAUCGAGACUUGCGGCAUUUUAGCUGGGCUUCUGGAGCGUGACCAACUAAAGAUAACCCAUGUCGUGGUCCCCAAGCAGACAGGCACGUCAGACUCGUGCAGCACCAAUAACGAGGAGGAGAUAUUCCACUAUCAGGACCAGCAUAACCUUAUCACACUGGGUUGGAUUCAUACACACCCAACACAAACAGCUUUUCUUUCAUCGGUGGAUCUCCACACUCAGUGUUCCUACCAGCUCAUGAUGCCUGAAGCCAUCGCCAUAGUAUGCGCACCUAAAUAUAAUGAGACUGGUUACUUCGCUCUGACCCCGGACUAUGGAAUGAACUACAUCGCGAACUGUCGGCAGACCGGAUUCCAUCCGCACCCCAAAGAUCCGCCAUUGUUUUAUGAUGUGAAACAUAUACGGUUGGACAAUUCAGCCCCGGUCGAAAUGGUGGAUUUACGGAGGUGAACCCAAUAAAUCUGAUAAGUAUGAUACUCACAAUUAACAAAGAUAUAUUACUUUUUUUAAUCUAUCGACUUGGUUCAUGUAACUGUCUUCUUAAUUUAGGCGUAUGUUCAAUAUAUUGACGAAUAUAUCUUGAAAAAUAUUUUCUGGUAUAAGAGUAUGAUUGGGAAAAUCAUGAUUAAAAAUAUUCACUCUGUGAUUUCAAGUUUUGUAUCUAAAUGCCUACUCUGUGUUAAAAAUACUUGUAUAGGUUUAUUUGUUCGUUGUUCACCGACAUUCAAAUUUAGGCAUGUGUAUAAAUAACCUAAGAUUUAAUUUUAUCCUGUAAAGAAUUAGGUCUUAGAUUAAUUUUACCGUUACAAUGACGUCAAUGUAUGUUAAUUAAGGUACAGUCAGGGCCGAUUAAGCGGAGCCGCGUUUAACAUUGGUAAAUAGGACAGUUACACAUUAUGUCCCCGACUGUACCAAAAUUUACAUGAAAUAUGUUAAAGAUUAACCAUUAACCAAAUAUAGGCAUUUAUAAUGAAGUUAAAUUUACAUUGAAACUUUAGAUUAGUAUAGAAAAGAUACUGUCUAGAACUUGAAGAUUCUCGCUACAAAUGGUUGUUUACUUUUUAUAGAAUGCUCUGAGAAUAUUGUAGAUUGUUUCCUAUACCGUACGUAUAGUAGCGACCUGCUGCAGACUGUUGACUGUCAUUUGAGAUAGAUGAUUAUUUAUUUUGUGAGUAGUUAGAUACUACAAAAUAUCAAAUGUGUUAAUACUAGAUCUUAAAAAGUAGAAUGACUAACGAGUUACUAAAUCCUUGUUAUAUUUUGCAUUGUUAUUUAAAUGUGUAACAAUAUCUAUGCAUCGUAACUAAAGAAAAAUUCUGGCAGUUGGCAAUUUACGAUCUCGAAUCGAUUGUCAUAUUAUGUUACGUUACGUCGUGAUAUUUUUUUUUCCAAAUUUUAGAACACCCGAGGCUUUUAAUUAGAUUUAGAUAGUGUAAAUUUGUAGUUAAUUUUCUUGCGUACUAAAUUCAAUUUUUUGUUAAUUAAUAUUUACCGUUGUCACAUCACGCUAUAUGCUUUUACGAAUAACCUUAGAAAUAAAACUUAAUUAUUAUUUGGUGUUCAGUGAAUGUUGGUUUAGGAGGGCAGACGGGAGUUGCUAAGUGUAAUUAACCUGGACCCUAGGUCUUUCCCAAGGAGCUACCAGGAAGCCAAAAGCCAGGAGUAAAAAGGGAUUUCAAAUUAUCGAUAAUUAAAGUAGUCGAUGUAUUGAAGGAUUAACAAUCAUAUGUAUGUGAUAAUAUAUAAGAGGCACAGCCGAAGACUGAAGCUUAGAGUUAAUAUAAUUAUUAUUAAAAAAAGAUAUUGAAUCGGUGUUAUUUCACGUUUGACGUCUCGAAUAGUCGUGUGGUAAUGGAUUAUUUAUUUUGUACUGCACUCGCUCUGCUAGGCUAUGCGUUAGAAAUACUUCCAAUUGUAUGGUGUAUUUAAUGUUUGUCUGAUUAAAAAAAUGGCUGGCGACAGACAUCAAAUGUUUUCUAUUUGGAAGAUUCAAGUUGACAUACACAUAAGUACUUAUUUUUUGUUUUGACACGGCAUUUAUUUGAAUAUCAGGCAGGUAAACAAAUUUAAAUUGAGUAACGAAUGACUUUGCCAGCGUGUUUGUGUACAAAUUGUUCAGAAUAGAUCUUUAUGAAAAAGAAAUGUUCAAAGUCGCCAUUUAUCUAAUGUGCCUAGUAUUUGUUAUUGUUUUUUUAUUUUAUUAUAUUGUGCAAUUUUAUUACACAUUUGUAGAUAUUACAGUAUUAUUUAUAUCGAUGUUGGAUGUUGGCGUGAGCAUUGUUCGCUUUCCUACACUUUUUGUCAAUUUAUAAUAUCUAUGUGUGCAAUACUGUGUAGUGUAACAGGGACUUAUGUGUACGUGUGAUUAAUAAUAUGGACCAAUGUGAAUAAAGUCUAUUACAUUUAAGAACAUAUUUUAUUUAUAAUUUUAUAAUAUUUUCUCACCUUUCAAUAAAAGGUUCCUGUUUCAAAUGCAAAAAAACUACGCAAUUAUCG